ACCUGAUACUCGCCACCUGAAACCUUGGCACGGCCACAAUAUUAUAACGAGGUUUGUCCGCCCGAGCUCCACGCCUGCUCUGCCCGUUCGGUAUAACUUUUGGACGAAACGACGACAGCACGGAGCGGGACGUUCCGCAAAGGAAUUAGGGAUAUUUCCACCUGGGUGAUUGGGGCGGGUGGAUGCCGGUCGAGCGGAGAUGGUAGGUAGAUCUGCGACAUUGCCCUGCAUGACACCGGCACCUGUACCGGAGCUCGCUUGGCUUUCCUGCGAGCUUGAAUGUGCUAUGGGCUGAAAUGGUCGGGAUUUGAGUAUAAGUACGGGGAAGUGUGUCGAAAUCUGGGGUAUCGCUUCCAUCCGUGGAUCAUCCUCGAAGACUGGAGCACUGCACUUUGACCUAGCCUCAAACGAGUAUCACACAGUACCGAAUUUCAAGAUGAAGCUCACUUCCGUUUCCGCCCUGUUCCUCGCGGGCCUGCGUGCGGUGGACGCCCGGACAGCCUACUUCUGCGGUGACAGCACCAUGGCAGCCCGAGGCGCCAACGACGGUGACACUGACGGCUGGGGCGCCUACAUUGGCAAAUACCUGACCAUCCCCGCCGUCAACAAGGCCAUUGGCGGUCGCUCCGCGCGCUCGUACUACAACGAGGGCCGCUUCCAAGAGGUGGCCAACCUCGUCCAGCCCGGGGACAUUGUGGUCAUUGAGUUUGGCCACAACGACGGCGGGUCACCCGAGAGCAACGACAAUGGACGAUCGGACUGCCCUGGCGCGGGCACGGAGACGUGCAUAUCGGACAAGACGGGUGAGACGGUGUACACCUUUGUCUUCUACGUCAUCCAGGCGUCUCGCCUCUUCCUGUCCAAGGGCGCGACCGUCGUCCUGAGCUCGCAGACGCCCAACAACCAGUGGGAGACGGGGACCUACCAGGGGGCGCCCAGCCGGUUUGUCGGGUACCAGAAGACGGCCACCAAGGCGCUGAACAACCCCGAUGUCACCUUUGUCGACAACUUCCAGGCUGUCAGCAACCUGUACCUCUCCCUCGGCCGGGAUGCCGUCAACGCGUUCUAUCCCAACGACCACACGCACACGAGUCCCGCGGGUGCCGAUGCCAUUGCUCAGGCGUUUGCUGGUGCCGUUGCGGCAGGUAUGAAUGGGACCACGAGCUUGACGCCCUUUAUCAAGUGAGGGAUGAAGCAGAAGGGAGAGGGCGCCGUUUUUAGUCCGGUAUAUACAUACAAUGAUCAAGCGUAGCAAGCAUCUAUGUACCUGGUCAGGCAUUAAAAUGAAUCCGUGUAGGAUGAUUACCU
Molecule: messenger RNA, 1308 nt
Organism: Emericellopsis atlantica
Lineage: Eukaryota; Fungi; Ascomycota; Sordariomycetes; Hypocreales; Bionectriaceae
Product: rhamnogalacturonan acetylesterase
Exons: 1
Coding region: 437-1186 (249 amino acids)
Molecular function (GO): hydrolase activity, acting on ester bonds
Source: RefSeq, a predicted model, not a curated record